UUCAGAGCCUCCUGAGGAAGCUAAGCCUCCAAGCGUACAGGAACCACCAGCUCUGCUUUCUGAGCCUAGUGAGGAAUGUGAACUUUCUCUGACUCAGCAGGAGAUCCCAGCUCAGCCCCCAGAGAAUCCUGAAGAGGCAGAACAUUCUCUAGCUCAGCAGGAGCCCCCAGCUCCGCUUCCAGAGCCUUUUGGAGAAGCUGAAUCUUCCUCAACCCAGGAGGAGACCUCAGCUCAGGCUGCAGAGCUCCCUAAUGAGGCAGAAUCUUCAACCCAGCAAGAGACCCCGGCUCAGUCUCCAGGAGAGAUAGAAUCUUCAGCAACCCUGCAAGAACAACCAGCUCAGCCUCCAGAGCUGCCUUCUGGGGAGGUGGAACCUUCUCCAACCCAGCAGGAGCACCCAGCUCAACCUCUAGGGCAUCAUGAGGUGACCGUUUCGCCUCCAGGUCACCAUCAUGUUCAAUAUUUAAACCUGCCCAAUGUCAGUGUUAAACCUGCAGAUGUGCAGUUUACUAUAACACCAGAACCCAUUACAGAGGUGGGACCUUUGCCAGUUCAGGAUGAGGCUGCAGCUCAGCCCUCUGUGCCCCUUAAAGUGGAACCAUUUGCAAUGCAGCAUGAAGCCCCAACUCUGCCUCUACAGUCCCCUGAGGAAGCUGAACCUUUGCCAGUUCAACAGGAGACUCCAACUGAAUCCCCAGAAUCUACCACACAGGAGAAACCUCCAACACAGCAGGAAACCCCAGUUCAGCAUCCCGAGGGUCCUGGAGAAGUUAACCCUCCCACAACCCAACAGGAGGCCCUGGCUCAGCAAUCACAGAGCCCCGAGGGUGAACCAUAUUCCACCCAGGAGGAGGCCCUGGCCAAACCUCCAGAGACCCAGGAAGAGGGUGAACCUUUUCCACCCCAGCAGGAGGCCCCAGCUGAGCUUCCACAGACCCCUGUAGAGGCCGAACCUUCCUCAAUACAGGAGGAGAGCCAGGGGCAUCAUCCACAGACUCCUGAGAAAGUUAAACCUUCAACCCAGCAGGAGACCCCAGUCCAGCAUCCACAAGCCCCUGAGGAAGGAAAACUGUCUCCAUCCCAGGAGGAGGCUCCAGCCCAAUUUCCACAGACCCCUGAGAAGGGUGAAUCUUCAACCCAGGACGAGAGCCAGGGUGGGGAUCCACAGACAUCUGAGCAGGUUGCACCUUCUCCAACCCAACAAGAAGCCCCAGCUGAGCACCUGCAGACCCCUGAGGGGAUCAAACCUUCUACAACCCAGGAGGAGUCCCCAGUUCAGCACCCUCAGGUCCCAGAGGAGGGUGAGCCUUUUCCAACCCAACCGGAGACCCCAACGGAGUAUCCAGAGUCUCUUGAGGGGAUUGAACGUUCUCCAGGCCAUUCAGAGGCCACAGUUCAGCAUCCAAAUCCCCUUGGGGAGGUUAAACCUGCAACCCAUCAGGAGGCUCCAAGUCAGCAUCUACAGACCUCUGAGGAAGUUAACCCUUCUGCCAUCCAGCAGGAAGCCAUAGCUCAGCAUCCAGAGCCUUCCGGUGAGGUUGAACCUCCUCCAACCCAACAGGAGGAGGUCCCAGCUUACUCUCCAGAGCAUCAUGUGGUAACAGUUUCUCCUCUAGGUAGGAGUCAAGCUCAGCUUCUGCUGUUGCCCAGUGUCACUGUUAAACCUGUGGAUCUGGCACUAACCAUAACUCCAGGGUCCACUAAUGAGGUUGAAACUUUUCUACCCCAACAAGAGGCCUCAGCUCAGUCUGCGGUGUUCCCUGAGCAGUUGGAACCUUCUCCAAUCCAGCAGGAGGCCCGAGAUCAUCCAGCACCCCCUGAAAAUGUUGAACCUUCUCCAAUCCAGCAGGAGGCCCGAGAUCAUCCAGCACCCCCUGAAAAUGUUGAACCUUCUCCAAUCCAGCAGGAGGCCCGAGAUCAUCCAGCCCCCCCUGAAAAUGUUGAACCUUCUCCAAUCCAACAGGAAGUCCCAACUCAGCCUGAAGCUCUUCCUGAGGAAAUUGAACCAUCUCCAAUCCAGCGGGAAGUCCCAGAUCAGCCUCCAGCACCCCCUGAAAAUUUUGAACCUUUUCCAGUGCAGCAGGGAGUCCCAAUUCAGCCUGAAGAUCUUCCUGAGGAAAUUGAACUUCCUCCAAGCCAGCAGUGGAGCUCAGCUCUGUCUCAAGUGUCUGUUGUGGGUGUAGAACCUUCUCUAGGUCCAGCACGCAGUCCCAGCUCAGCGUCCAAAGCCCAGUGA
Messenger RNA from Zalophus californianus (California sea lion), 2236 nucleotides. Its product is annotated as leucine-rich repeat-containing protein 37A-like. NCBI's taxonomy places the organism in Eukaryota, Metazoa, Chordata, Mammalia, Carnivora, Otariidae. The transcript has a single exon. Bases 608 to 2236 code for a protein of 542 amino acids. The record is from RefSeq and is a predicted model, not a curated record.